AUGGGCAUGCUGCCUCUAGCACGGAUCAUGUCUUCAGAGGGGGGUAGCCGCUCUUGGCGUUGCAAAACUGACCGUGUGAGUGAGCAGCGGGAGCUGUCCGCAUGUGGGGCGACUUAUCCAGGACUCUUGAGCCACUGGAAUGUUAAUUGGCAUUGGUAUUUUUCAACAGGUACCUAUGGUCCCGAGCACUGGGUUACUUCCAGCGAGAAGUGCAGAGGGUCUCAUCAGUCUCCCAUCGACAUCGUAGACCAUCAGGCCCGUGUUGGAGAUGAGUAUCAAGAACUGCAACUCGAUGGUUUUGACAACGAAUCUUCGAAUAAGACUUGGAUGAAAAACACAGGAAAAACGGUUGCUAUCCUGCUGAAGGACGAAAAAAAAGCCGGGUUGCCAGGCAGAUUCAAGGCAGAGAAAGUGGAGUUUCACUGGGGUCAAAGCAAUGGAUCAGCUGGCUCUGAGCACAGCAUCAAUGGCAAGAGGUUCCCCGUUGAGAUGCAGAUUUACUUCUACAAUCCUGAUGACUUUGACAGUUUUGGAACAGCAGUUCUAGAAAACAGGGUAGUGGGAGCCAUGGCUGUGUUUUUUCAAGUCAGUCAGAGGGACAAUCAAGCACUGGAUCCCAUUAUCCAUGGGUUGAAGGGCGUCGUACAUCACGAGAAGGAGACCUUCCUGGAUCCCUUUGUGCUGAGGGAGCUGCUGCCGGCAUCGCUGGGGAGUUACUACCGCUACGCAGGUUCUCUGACCACCCCUCCCUGUAGCGAGAUCGUGGAGUGGAUCGUUUUUCGGAAGCCCGUUCCCAUUUCUUACCAUCAGCUGGAGGCGUUCUACUCCAUAUUCACCACCGAACAGCAAGACCACGUCAAGUCCGUGGAGUACCUGAGGAAUAACUUCCGACCACAGCAAAGCCUGAACAACAGGAAGGUGUCGAAGUCUGCCGUGAAGGAUGCUUGGAGCCAAGAUAUGACAGAUACCUUGGAAAAUCCGCUCGGCACAGAAGCUUCCAAAGCUUGCAGCACUCCCCCGGUCAACAUGAAAGUGCAGCCUGUGAACAGGACAGCAUUACUCGUAACCUGGAAUCAACCAGAAACCAUCUACCACCCUCCGAUCAUGAACUACAUGAUCUCAUAUAGCUGGACUAAAAAUGAGGAUGAAAAGGAAAAGACUUUCACCAAGGACAGUGACAAGGACCUGAAGGCCAUCAUUAGCCAUGUCUCACCUGACAUCCUUUAUCUGUUCAGAGUUCAAGCAGUUUGCCGAAAUGAAAUGCGUAGUGACUUUAGCCAGACUAUGCUCUUUCAAGCUAACACUACUCGAAUUUUCGAGGGGACCAGAAUUGUGAAAACAGGAGUGCCCACAGCAUCUCCUGCCUCCUCAGCCGACAUGGCUCCCAUCAGCUCCGGCCCCUGGGCCUCCUCGGGGCUCCCGUUCUCCUUUGUGUCCAUGGCCACGGGAAUGGGCCCUUCCUCCAGCGGCAGCCAGGCCACCGUGGCCUCCGUGGUCACCAGCACCUUGCUGGCAGGACUGGGCUUCAGCGGGGGGGGCAUCUCCUCCUUCCCCA
Molecule: messenger RNA, 1555 nt
Organism: Eurypyga helias (sunbittern)
Lineage: Eukaryota; Metazoa; Chordata; Aves; Eurypygiformes; Eurypygidae
Product: receptor-type tyrosine-protein phosphatase gamma-like
Cellular component (GO): plasma membrane
Molecular function (GO): zinc ion binding; carbonate dehydratase activity; protein binding
Source: RefSeq, a predicted model, not a curated record